AUGUGUGAGAACUUCGAAGGUGGCUAUUCGUGCAGAUGCCCAUCCGGCUAUGGUGAUGGUUUGACCGAGUGCUUAGGGUCAAAGGACGAUUUGACUUGCACUCAAAAACGCAGUUUCCGAACAAAUCCCCUCCCAAACUACGUUGCUCCCAACGCUUGCUGCCUUUCCACCCCGUUCAACACCGAUUUGAACUGCUGCUGCGAAGGAAAAUUGCACCCAAUUGAUGGCUGCCCCUGCAUGGCCGCCGAUUAUUCUGACAUUCAAUAUUAA
This is a messenger RNA of Oikopleura dioica, 270 nucleotides long. The record is from the annotation of a GenBank genome assembly. Lineage: Eukaryota; Metazoa; Chordata; Appendicularia; Copelata; Oikopleuridae.